Pipra filicauda (Wire-tailed manakin) is the source of this 3590-nucleotide messenger RNA. RefSeq names its product sphingosine-1-phosphate receptor 4 (gene S1PR4). The transcript is spliced from 5 exons. The coding region runs from base 1311 to 2537 and encodes 408 amino acids. Gene Ontology annotation, cellular component: membrane. The record is from RefSeq and is a predicted model, not a curated record. Gene Ontology annotation, molecular function: sphingosine-1-phosphate receptor activity. Lineage: Eukaryota; Metazoa; Chordata; Aves; Passeriformes; Pipridae. Gene Ontology annotation, biological process: G protein-coupled receptor signaling pathway.
GAGGACAAGGGGAUUGGAGGGCACAGGAUAUGCUGUCUGGGACUCAUCCUUCCCCAGCCCUCUCCUUGCUUCCAGCCCACUCUACUUACUGGUGUUGACUGGGGGCCACAUCACCAUCAGGAGAGGGAUCAGGAGUGUCUGCAGGUGCUCCAUCAUGGUGUUCUGGGCUUCAGUGGAUCCCUUAGAGGUGGGGUGCAGCCAGGGUCUCUUCCUGCUCCCAGCAAGGUUUUAUAGCCUGAGACCAGACUCCAGGAAACCGCAGAAGUCAGACUCAUCUGACGAAUCUCUCCGCAAGUUGCAUACCUCAGCAAUCUGAGAGGGGAAUUCAGUCAAUCUUAGCCUUGGGCAUCAACCCACCUUCAUCUUGGGCCUGAUCUGGGGUAUCUGACGUCCUUAUGAACCCAAAGCCAAUUUUAGGUCAUUGCCUUUGUGCUGGAAGCUGUGGGGAACAUGCUCACCCUUAUCUCUUUGACUUCCAGUGGGCUCUUCCCUUGCAGCUUCUAUUUGUUGUUGAACACUUGCAAACUCUCUUAAUUUUCAGCAGCAGCCCUACAAGAUCAAGAUUUCUUUCACCUGAUGCACCAGUUCCGAAGACCAUGAAGUGGCAGUUGAGGGCUUUCCUGCUCUCUCUCAGCAGGAACAUGGAGGACAUAUGAGCAGACAUCAGGGCAGACUGUAGGUCAUCUCCUCCCUCUGAUGGAAGCGACUAGUGGGAGACUUUGAAAGACCAUGAGAGCAGGCUGCUUGUGGCCCCCUACAAUCUGGGACCGGAUGCCCUCCUGAGAGCAGCAGCCCCAGGGAAGGAGGGACUGGGCAGGCCACUGGCCAUGGACCCAGGGAGCUGGGCUUCAGGCUGCUACUGUCCUGUUCUCUCUGGCAUCCCUGACUGCAGACAAAUUCCUCCCUCUGGGCCCUAGGUGCUUUUGCCUUCCUGUUGACCUCUGGAGAGUUCCAGGGCUUCUGCUGCUAAGGAUACUCACGUAGAAGUCUCACUUAUUUUGCACAAGGAGUUCUCCCCUCUACCUGCUCUGUCCUGGGCCUUGGACAAGCAUCUGGAGAGCACUGCCAACUGCGGAACCUCCCUCUGGCAGCAAGAGCCUCAUACCAGCCAUGACAGUGCUGCAGGGCUGACAGACAGGACUCUAACUCUCCUCUCCACACUAAGCAGGGCUGUUGGGUUUAGAGCCAGUCCUGUGUGGCAGAGUCUCAUGGCUACUUUAGCCCUUAAACAGAGGAUCUGCUCUGCCCCAAACUCUACCUGAUCCCUUCCUCCAUCGUGUAUCCCUUGGCUGCUGACCCAGCCUCAGAAGAUGGAUGGUCCAGUGCUAAGCUGGUUGUUGAAUCACUCCCUUCUCCUUCCACUGGACUCUGCUCAAUAUCCUGAGCUCAGACUUGACCUGCUCGACAGGAAAGGCUCCUGCCUGCAGCUGGCUGCCAUGAGGAAUGUGAACAUCAUCCUGCAGCACUACAACUUCACAGGCAAGCUAACCAACCGGCAGUCUGAGGACGAGGGCAUGGGUCUCAUCCGCACAAUCUUCGUCAUCAUCAGCUGCAUCAUCAUCCUGGAGAACCUGCUCGUGCUGCUGGCCAUCCUGCGGUGUCUGAGAGCCCGCCGCUGGGUCUACUCCUGCAUUGCCAGCAUCACUGUGAGUGACCUGCUUGCAGGAAUUGCCUACCUCUCUAAUCUCUGCCUCUCAGGCAAGAAGACCUUCCAGCUUUCACCUCAGCUCUGGUUCCUGCGGGAAGGCAUCCUGUUCAUUGCGCUGGCUGCCUCCACCUUCAGCCUGCUCGUGACAGCCAUCGAGCGUUAUAGUGCCAUGGUGAGGCCAAUUGCUGAGAAUGAAGCCAGCAAGACCCUGCGCUUACGUGGCCUCAUCAUUUCCUGCUGGCUGCUGGCCUUCGUCAUAGGACUGCUCCCACUGCUGGGCUGGAACUGCCUGUGUGACUUCAGUGCCUGCUCUGUGCUCCUGCCUCUAUACUCCAAGAACUACAUCCUUUUCUCUGUAGUCAUGUUCAGUAUCAUCCUCCUGGGGAUUAUUGGCCUCUACAUCUCCAUUUUCCAACUGGUCCAGGCCAGUUCUAAGCAAACCAGUUCUCGGCACAGCCGCAAGCGUUCCCUGCGCUUGCUUAAGACUGUGCUGAUGAUCCUGGGUGCCUUCAUCAUCUGCUGGAGUCCCCUCUUUGUUCUGUUGCUGUUUGAUGUCUUCUGUGAGACCCAGACCUGCACACACCUCCACAGCCUGGACUGGACCUUGGCUCUGGCCUUGCUUAACUCAGGCGUCAACCCCAUCAUCUAUUCCCUGAGGAGCGUGGAGGUGCGCCGUGCUGUGGGAAGCCUGCUGUGCUGCUGCUGUGUCAGGGCUGGGCUUUGCAAGCCUGGGAACUGCAUGGUCAUCACAGAUAUCAACUCUGGCUCAUCCACAGAGAGCUCACUGCGCUACCGGGAGAGUUUCCGCAGCUCUGUGGCACUGAAUGCUAGGCCCAGAGCACCUCUCUCCAGCAACUCCAGCAUGAUGAGCAAUCUCCCCAGCCUCUGAGAGGCCAUGGGAAGAGCAAGAGGUGCCAGAUAGCUCCCAGGACCUCAUUCUGCUGGUCCUGGCCUGGCAGAACUGUAGCCUACGUGCAACUCAGGCUGACCAGGGGCAGCCCCACCCCAGUUGUUAACUGGGCUUUCCAGUCCCAUCAGACUGGGAUUUUGUUUCAGUGUGGGUGCAGCACAGGGAUAGGCAUUGCUCCCAGGCUGGGAGAGAAAGAUAUGGGUACAUUUUAGGAUUGAUGCUCUGCUGAGAAACUGCAGUGCCUAGGUUAUAAGUGUGUGUGCUCUGUGUGUGCAGACAGACACUGUACCUGCCCAGAUGAGGGUAUUUUGCCCCAGGGCACAGUGACAAGUAGGCUGGGCAUCCCCAACCAGAUGGCCCCCCUUACCCCUUGAGGUCGGGCUGGGUUGGCAGUGCUGCCGCUUCACAUCAUGCAGGGCUGGAGGCGAUACUUUGAGUCUUCUCCUGAAGUUUACAGCCUUCUGGAACUGCUGUGACGGGCACAGCUGCUGGGAAAGAAUGCAGGCUUGAUGUCAAGAACAACUGGAUUUACAAGUGCAACUGUGUGCUGUUGUGGGGCAGUUCUGAGCCCCCUGGCCGGGAAUCAAGUGCCCACCUGCAGUGCAGCACAAACCAGCCAGAGGACAGCAGAGGGCUGCAGCAACAGCCUAGACCCUCCCUGGAGUGCUGAGGUUGGGCACUAUGCCCGGGCAAAUGCUGUGACAGUGCUUACAGUCUGGCAGCAAGAAGUAAGAGCCCUGCCCUGCCUCUGGGCAUGGGCCUGCACCUGCAGUGACAGCCCGGGCACUACCACAGUGACUGGGGAGCCUGGGGCCACCCUAGGUCUGACAGAGACACACUAGGGCCUGAAGACACUGCCAGCUUGUGCCUCAGAUCCCUGCUCCUCUAUUCCCUAAUGCAGGAAAUAAUCAGAGCAGCACUCAAACACAUCCUCUCACCCUGCAAAAAGGACAAAGCCACGGAAGCACUGUGGGCUCACACAAAACCUGCUGGCCCAGCCCCUCCACGGGAACUGUUAUCAACCCAUUUGUU